Messenger RNA from Gadus macrocephalus (Pacific cod), 2776 nucleotides. RefSeq names its product SH3-domain binding protein 1 (gene sh3bp1). The record is from RefSeq and is a predicted model, not a curated record. The coding region runs from base 295 to 2454 and encodes 719 amino acids. Gene Ontology annotation, molecular function: protein binding; GTPase activator activity. Gene Ontology annotation, biological process: positive regulation of GTPase activity; regulation of Rac protein signal transduction; regulation of actin cytoskeleton organization. Gene Ontology annotation, cellular component: cytosol; intracellular anatomical structure; cytoplasm. The transcript has 18 exons. NCBI's taxonomy places the organism in Eukaryota, Metazoa, Chordata, Actinopteri, Gadiformes, Gadidae.
CUUCCUCAUUCUGUCUGAUUCCGGCGUGCUAGUGGAGGCAUGAGUGCACUUCUGAGACCACAGAAAAGCGUUUUAAAAAGUUACAGGGGAUUUCAAAGCAAAACGCUCGGUGCCCAGGCCAAGACCCCAAAGCAGACGACCUGCUCCUACGCCUUUCUGAUGCAUUAGUAGGUUGUCUGGGCCCCGCGGUGGAGGACAUUUUGAAGCCCAUUUUACCGCCGGUGGCAGAGGGAAGGAGAGGGAGAGAGAGAGAGAAACGACCAGGCAGUUGGUGGUUUUGGGUCAACUGCAAGUAUGCUAAAUAUACUGAAGCAGCUGGGCUCCGGUGGGAGGUCACAAGAUGCCACAGACCUUCUUCCUGAAAUUCUGGUUGUGGUGGAGCAGCGGGUGGAGCCGGCCAAGAAAGCAUGUCAGGUCCUUCAUAAGAAACUCCACGGCUGCUUACAGAGUCCCACCGGCCUUGAGGCUGAGAAACGCAUGAAAAAGCUGCCAUUAAUGAUGCUUUCUGUCAGCAUGGCAGAGAGCCUGAAAGACUUUGAUGCAGAGUCGUCUAUGAGGAGAGUUUUGGAAAUGUGCUGCUUCAUUGAGAAGAUGUUGGCCAACAUACGGGCCGACUUUGAGAUGAAAGUGGAGAAAGAGGUUCUGGAGCCACUCAAUAAACUCAGUGAUGAGGAUUUGCCAGAGAUUCUUAGGAACAAGAAACAGUUUGCCAAACUGACGACAGAUUGGCAAAAUGCACGUCACAAGUGUCAGACCAGCAGCGGCCCUCAAGCGAAGCAGGAAGGACUGAGGGAGGAAGUGGAGGAGGCCUGGAGGAAGUUGGACAACAUUAAAGACGAGUACUCCGCCGACUUGUAUCACUUUGCAGCUAAAGAGGACGACUAUGCUAACUACUUCAUCAGCCUGUUGGAGCUACAGGCAGCUUACCACAAAAGUUCCCACGAGUUCCUAGCACAAAACAUCAAGGAGCUCAAAGAUAACCAUAGCCACAAAGAUCCUCUGCAGAUGGUGUCUAACAAGAAGGUGUUCGGGGAGCCGCUCCUCUCCCACCUGGCCGCCGGCCCCCGGGAGAUCGCCUCGCCAAUCCAGGAGUGCGUCCACAUGCUGCUGAGGACCGGCAUGAAGGAGGAGGGUCUGUUUCGGCUGGCUGCAGCCGCCUCAGUGCUGAAGAAACUGAAGGGUUGUUUGAAUCAAGGCACGGUGGACCACGAGGAAUUCAGCAGUGACCCACAUGCUGUCGCAGGAGCAUUGAAGUGUUACCUCAGAGAACUUCCUGAACCACUCAUGACUUUUGAACUUUACACCGAUUGGUUUAAAGCUGCAGGGGAAAAAGAAACAGCAGAUAAAGUGGAACAAUUAAGAAUUGUAUUAAAGAAGCUUCCAGCAGAAAACUACAGUAACCUCCGGUACCUGGUCCAGUUCUUGUCGCUCCUGUCAGAGCAGCAGGCGGUGAACAGGAUGAGCCCCACUAACAUCGCCAUCGUCCUGGGGCCCAACCUGCUCUGGCCCCGAACAGAAGGGGAGAUCGGGAUGUUCGAUAUGGCCGCUGCCUCCUCGGUGCAGGUGAUGGUGGUGGUUGAGCCUCUCAUUCAUCACUGCAGCAGCCUCUUCCCUGAAGCCGCCUCCUUUGAGAUCCUGCCCCCCCAAGGGAGCGAAGCCGGUUCGACCCCGCCGGCCCCUGAGGGCCACACCUCGGCCCCUGAGGGCCACACCUCGGCCCAGGAGAAGAAGAUGGCGGUGAGAAGCACCUCCUGCUGCUCCACGGCCUCCUCCUCCUCGUCCUGCAGCGCCUCCUCCCACAACCCGCUCUCCAGCAGGAACAGCACGGCGUCCCAGGACAGCGGCUUCUCCUCCUCCCUGGUGAAGUCCCCCAGCGAGCUGAGCCCCCGGAGAACCACCUCCUGGGACAGCCCUCAGCCCGGCGGGCCCCCGUCCUUCUCCUACCACCCCGGCCCCACAGCCAGGACCCAGGGGCCCACUCCGGCCGCCAGGGCGUCGGUCCUCCUUCAACCCCCGGCGCCAGCCAAGAGCCCCCUCCUGAACCCCGCCCAGAACCCCUUCCAGAACCCCGCCGUGGACCCGGAUCAGCCGCUGGAGCCAGCCGGCUCCCCGCAGGCCAGGGUGAAGGUCGCCUCGCCGUACAAACCGAAGAGGUCCUUCGUUCAGAAGAGGCCCGUACAGCCCGAUGAGAAGGUGGUGGUCCAGUACACUAAACCCAGAGACCCUCUGCCACACCCCGGAUCCAUCGGCACCCCCAAGCCCCCCUUCAGCACCAAGCCCUCCACCCCCACCCCUCGGCCACCCCAGCCUCCGGCUGCGGGGCCACAGCCGGCACUUGGGGGCCCCCGGCCAGCUCCGUCCUCCCUCCCAAGGAAGCCCCACAUGAAGAGGUCGGAGGUCAGAGCUCCCAAGUGCCCCCCGCCUCUGCCUCCCCUGGCGGAGGUGAAGCAGUAGAGGUAGAGAGCGGAGCGACCGGGUUCGAUCCCCUCCCUCGCCACGCGUCACCCACCCCCCCUCAACCACCUGUUGGGUUUGGUCCACAUGCUGAGGGUUUUGAAGUAUUAUGUUCUGGAGAAGUAAGAUGGUUAAAAACACCUUUUAGUGCCAGUUAGUUCGAGGCUUGAUCUUUCAGUAUUGUAUCGUUGCAACCAACCUUCCUUUUUUUUUUUAAAAAAUAAAAUGUAUGUGAUGUAAAAAUGGGUAAAAAUGAAAUUUUCCACUCUAAUGAAAACAUGUUUAUUGUACAUUUCUGGAAGUAAAACAAAGGCAGUCCAUA